ACAACUGCGUUUUUUUAGUGCGUAGGUAAAGUAGACGUGGCAUUGACGUCAUUUCCGGAAGUGACUAGCAUCGGAACUUUAACUCCGGGAUUGAGUAGUUCUUGACAGAAAAACAGAGAAGGCACACCAAAAAUGAUUUAAUGCGUACCCAAAGAUGCGUGGGUCUUUGUUCAUGAAGGAUUCUCCACCUUGGAUGUGAGCUCGUUCCCAGGAUCCUUCUGUUUGUUUACCGCGCAGGUUCAGGAGGAGGAUCUGGGCGUUUCAGGUAGUCUCUGGUCUAAAGCGGGUUUGUAAUCCUCCGACGCCGAGAUGACGUGCCGUGAUCGGACUCUGGAGUUCCAGUCCGCCUGUAAAUCUCUGCAGGGAAGACAAAAUGGAGCCCAGCCGAGUAAACCAGCUCUUCUCGCUCUCAGGCAGCGCAGCGACUUCACAGUCAUGGCAAAGAGAAUUGGGAAAGACUUGAGCAACACAUUUGCCAAACUGGAGAAGCUCACUAUUUUGGCAAAAAGGAAAUCCCUAUUUGAUGACAAAGCAGUGGAGAUUGAGGAGCUGACGUACAUCAUUAAACAAGACAUAAACAGUCUAAACAAACAGAUAGCACAGCUACAGGACUUGGUGAGAUCGCGUGGAGCUCCGGGUGGCCGACACAUCCAGUCUCAUUCUAACACUAUAGUGGUGUCACUACAGUCCAAACUGGCUUCCAUGUCAAAUGAUUUCAAGUCGGUUCUUGAGGUCAGAACAGAGAACCUGAAGCAGCAGCGCAGCAGGAGAGAACAGUUCUCCCAGCCUCCCGUCUCGUCUUCUCCCAUGAUGGCAAACAACUUCAGGAGCCGCAAAAAAGGGGCCCAGGAGCCGCACGCAGAUCGUGAACCGCGCUAUGACUACCAGGGCUAUACAACCACAAAUUUAAAAGAGAGUUCGGUCCUGAUGCAGGAUGAGUCGCGCAGUUUGGGAGACGUGGCCAUAAAUAUGGAGUCUCAGAGCAACCCUCUGCAGCUCCAGCUCAUUGAUGAACAGGAUUCGUACAUCCAGAGCCGUGCAGACACCAUGCAGAACAUUGAGAGCACCAUUGUGGAGCUGGGUUCUAUAUUCCAGCAGCUGGCACACAUGGUCAAGGAGCAAGAGGAGACCAUCCAGAGAAUCGAUGCCAACGUCGAGGACACCCAACUGAACGUGGAGGCUGCACACACGGAAAUCCUCAAAUAUUUCCAGUCGGUCUCUUCUAAUCGGUGGCUGAUGAUCAAAAUCUUCCUUGUUCUCGUCGUCUUCUUCAUCAUCUUUGUGGUGUUCUUCGCCUGAAGAAGAGGAGCGGCUGUGGUUGAGGAAAAUGUGAACUGGAAACUGGACUUGGAUCGUUUGUCUGCACAACAUAUUUUGAAGAGCAGAUGCUCUAAUGGAUGCAUGGGAUCCUUUCAAAGUGAUAAAAGACUUGUGGAUUAUUCCAAAGCUUCAGACUGAUUCUAUCUUAAAAUAGAGGUUGAACUCUGUCCAAAUGAAUCAUGGAAAUGAUCUAAAAUACUCACUUUGUAGAAGGAGGGAGCAGAAAACUGCCCUGUGCUGUACUUUGACCAACUCCUCCUAAACGUUUAUUCAAAGUGGCUAUAAUUUAAUAGUUUGAUUGUCCAAACUGUCCAACGUUUUUUGUUAACCCCUUUUCCUUUUUUUUUUCUUCUAAAGAGCAUCCCGAUCUCGUCAGUAAUUCUUAACAUCGUCCAAUUAUGUGUUUUUUGUAACCCUCAAACAUUCUGGUUUGCAUUUAAGCUUAUUUGCCAAAUGGGAUGCUCUUAUUAAACUGUGACCGGAUGCAGAUUUACCAACGGAAGUUUGCAUUGUGAGUUUUGAGGUGCUUGAAGUUCUGUAAGAAUGCUGUUUGCUAAAACGGACAGCUUUAAUGGUUUAACGCUUCACUCAUACAGAGCCACUGAUAGAAACGGUGCUGAUGAAGGAGUUUCCGUGGCUGAAACGAUCCACAACCGAAGCGCGUUGAUCAGCCGGAUUCCCUGGAAGUGCUCGGCUGUCGGUAGUUUUCUCCUCCUGUACAUGACCACAGAUUUUUAAGACGAGAGAAGACAUUCUUGGUAUUUUUCUCUUUUUUUCUUCCCUUUUUGUUUUUUUUUUAGCCAAAUGCCUUCAGUGUACAAAGUGCAAAUAGUUCAGAUGUAUUGAUGAGAGAGAGUGCACAAUAAUAAAAUAAUAAUCGGAUGCUGGCA
Molecule: messenger RNA, 2210 nt
Organism: Oryzias melastigma (Indian medaka)
Lineage: Eukaryota; Metazoa; Chordata; Actinopteri; Beloniformes; Adrianichthyidae
Gene: stx5a
Product: syntaxin 5A
Exons: 12
Coding region: 310-1299 (329 amino acids)
Biological process (GO): intracellular protein transport; endoplasmic reticulum to Golgi vesicle-mediated transport; vesicle fusion
Cellular component (GO): Golgi membrane; endomembrane system; SNARE complex
Molecular function (GO): SNARE binding; SNAP receptor activity
Source: RefSeq, a predicted model, not a curated record